Parastagonospora nodorum SN15 is the source of this 876-nucleotide messenger RNA. RefSeq lists its product as hypothetical. Gene Ontology annotation, molecular function: protein-containing complex binding. Lineage: Eukaryota; Fungi; Ascomycota; Dothideomycetes; Pleosporales; Phaeosphaeriaceae. The record is from RefSeq and is a predicted model, not a curated record. The transcript has 3 exons. Bases 1 to 876 code for a protein of 291 amino acids. Gene Ontology annotation, cellular component: mitochondrion.
AUGUCUACAGCAGCAAAGAAGAAGCUUGUAGUUUGCGGCGGCAAUGGAUUUCUCGGAAGUCGUAUCUGUCGCGCAGCCGCUCACCGCGGCUGGUCUGUAACCUCAAUCUCGCGCUCCGGCACACCGCAUUGGUCCUCGGUCACGUCCUCGCCAAACCCGCCCGAAUGGUCUGAGUCUGUGUCAUGGCAGAAAGGCGACGUCCUCGAUCCCUCCAGCUACACACAGCAUCUCGAAGGCGCAUCAGCUGUGAUUCACACCAUGGGCAUACUGCUCGAAGCAGACUACAAGGGCGUCGUGAGCGGGCGGGAAUCGCCGAUCGCGGGGCUGAAGAGGGCGUUUAGUUCGACAAAACAAGGCACGCAGGAUCCGUUGAGUGUGAAGGAGGGUGAGGCGUUGAGGCCGAUGGAGAGGGAUGGGCAGUUGACGUAUGAGGUUAUGAAUAGAGAUACUGCGGUCUCGAUUGCGCAAGAAUCCUCAAAGAGGAAAGUCCCCACAUUCCUCUAUAUCUCUGCUGCGGCGGGCACACCUAUCCUCCCGGCGCGAUACAUCACGACGAAACGCGAGGCGGAAUCGAUCAUCAGCUCGACGUUUCCGAAUAUGCGCUCGAUAUUCAUCCGCGCCCCGUUCCUGUACGAUUCAUCGAGGACAUUCACGUUGCCGAUUGCAGCGGCGGGCGGGGUUGCGAGUAUGAUCAAUAGUGCUGUUGGAGGAAGGCUGACGUGGUUGAUGGGCGCAGGGGGUAUCAAGCCUUUAAAAGCGGAUUUGGUUGGCGAGGCAGUUGUCGAGGCGCUGGAAGAUGAGGAAGUCAGGGGCCCGGUGGAAGUCCCUGAGAUUGAGCGGUUAGGGACUAGAGCGUGGAGGAAAAAUAUGCUUUAA